This is a messenger RNA of Vollenhovia emeryi, 4988 nucleotides long. RefSeq names its product thyrotropin-releasing hormone receptor-like. The coding region runs from base 261 to 1727 and encodes 488 amino acids. The record is from RefSeq and is a predicted model, not a curated record. Gene Ontology annotation, biological process: G protein-coupled receptor signaling pathway. The transcript has 5 exons. Gene Ontology annotation, molecular function: G protein-coupled receptor activity. Lineage: Eukaryota; Metazoa; Arthropoda; Insecta; Hymenoptera; Formicidae. Gene Ontology annotation, cellular component: plasma membrane.
GAAGAACUGGGAAUUCCCGUUAGACUAUCAUUUCGCCUGUUGCAUCCGAUUCGAGCAUUCCAUACAACACUGUGAUCCAUACCGGUCUGGUUUAUAUCAACGACGUCACGAUAACGAGUCUGGAGAAUAGCCAAUAAUAUUGCAUUUUUCGCUGAUGCCUUUUGUACAUCGUGACCGAGUGCGCGGACUGAACAGUUUCCUGAAGCAACAAGCAUCGAGGGAAGAUUUCUGUCAAUAUAAUCUCUGGACCGAGAGCAAUCAUGUUCGUGUUUCAAAAACUGUCGAGUAAAACUUUGGGAUGUCAUCAGAUACCGACGACGAUCGACGGCCUGUCGCGACUUCGAAGAUCGGCAUCACCGACAGCCUGGUCGAAUCAAACCUUCUACGAUUAUCAAAAUCACAGCUUCGAGACGAUUUUCGAGCUAGAUGAGGAAUCGGACAGCUUUUGUACCUCGCUCUACUUUCUCCUAGAUUUUUGCCAUAUAUACUAUAUACCGUCUAUCAUCUUGCUGGGUUUGGUGGGCAACCUGUUGUCGUGCGUGGUUUUUCUUAAGACGCAUCUAAAGCUACGUAGCUCCAGUUACUAUUUGGCGGCGUUAGCCACCACCGACUUUAGCUUCCUCAUGUCUCUGCUUCUCGUGUGGCUUAACAGUACAAUUGGAUGGAAAGUCUUCAACAAUAAUGGCUGGUGUGAAACUCUGGUGUACGUCAGCGCAGUUUGUAGUUCACUCAGCGUUUGGCUGAUCGUCGCCUUCACCGUCGAGAGAUUCAUCGCCGUUCAAUAUCCGCUACAUCGGCCGCAUAUGUGUACCGUAGCGCGUGCAAAGACGAUCAUUCUGGUGUUAACAAUUCUCGCCUUGGUUAGCCAUUCAUACUCCUUCGUCACCGCUGGGGUUGUGAAGAACCAGGGCGGCGACGAGGUAUGCGAACUGAAGAUCGAGUACCUGGAGACUAUGCAGAUCAUUAGCAUUAUCGACAGUAUAGCGAGUCUGAUCGUGCCGCUCGUACUUAUCAUUGUGAUGAACACCAUGAUCAUGAGGAAUCUCUUGAAGUUUGGCAGGCGAUUCAACCAGGAGCCCGGUUACGCUGCAAAUUGCCCCAACAGGGAGAAAUCAGACAUCAAUCUCAAUCAAAUCCCGAGUGCCAAUAGCAGCAAUAACGGCGGCGGCGGAAAUAUGAACCUGGUUUCGCUCGUGGGCACGAAUGGAACGCGAAGACCACCCUCCCAACAAUCAUCGUUUCACUCGUCCAAGAACCAUUCCCGGCAUCAACCUGCGUCCGCUCCGCCGUCGACACCGCGGAACGUCUGUCAGAUGACCGAAAUAGAAGCCCCGUGUAUACAUGCAAAAACAAACAGAAUCUGUUUUCACUUCGUAGACGUUAGGUCAUCUUGUCGGAAUCUCGGAUCAACCAGAUUCAAUCAAGAGAGCAUUACAAAGAUGCUCGUGCUUAUUAGCACAGUCUUCAUAUUGCUUAAUCUACCGAGCUACGUAAUUCGUCUAUGUGUGUUCUUCUUCGCUCUGGCAAAGAAGAAUACACCGGAGACACUCUGGUGUCUUCAGCAGUUCUUCAUGUUGCUCUAUUAUACAAACUUCAGCAUCAAUUUCCUCCUGUACGCAAUGUGCGGCAUCACGUUCCGUCGAUGUUUGGAGCAGAUACUGCGCAGGAUCCUAAAAAGUAUGACUCGAUAUCACUGCAGUCCACAAAGGGAAUCGGUAAGCCCGUGAAACAUCGACGCUCCUUGGCCGACGGUUCUCCCCUAUCCGUGUCUGGUUUCAACCGAGGUUUUAGCCCAAAUCGUCGAGGCUUUUGUGGGUGUAAAUCCAAGGAUAAAUCCAAGAUGAUUGCCUUUGGCUGAAUCGCCUUGAAAGGGCGCACCAUCAGACGCGUUACGCAUCUGUGACUUUAAGUUCGAUGUCGACGCUCAGACAGCGGAUAAAGAUUUGUCAGAAAAUAAGAAAAUGUUGCGCUGUAAACUCCAGAACGAUAUAAUACUGGAGAAUUCAUGAAUUCUGCAGUUGUAUAAUAAUGUAGAUUCAAAGCUGUUGUAUGUAUUAUAAAUAACAGAUUCGGUGGUUACGUUUGUCGAAAUUUCAUUUAGUCUUGUAAAAGUUCAGAGAUGUAAAAAACGAUAGCAAGAGAUUGAUUUCAUAUAUUUAUGAAUAAUAUCAAGUUUUCAAUUUUAUUAAAGUUUUAAAAAUCUUUUUUAGAAUUUAAUAAUACACAGCGAUAUGCAAUGAACAGAUAAAUUUGAUUCUCAUUCUUGGAUUUUUGUUGUAACUGUAUUUGCAGUCCCUGAUUAUCGCAUUAAUGACCAAUGUUCUGUUUUUACGUCAUGUGCUUUUUACUUGAAAGAAAAUAGGGAGAGAGAGGGAGGGGGGGAGAGAGAGAGAGAGAGAGGGAGAGAAUGCAUGAAAUAUUCAUAUAUUCAUGGAAUCAGUUCUACAUGGAUAUGAAUUAUUAAUGUAAGAGAAUUAUCAUUGGUAAUCAACGGAUAUGACAAUUAGUCUCAAAUUAUGGGACCUAAUUAGAGAUAAUCGCAGAAUUUAUCAUUUAAAUUUCUUAUCUUUUUAAGAAAUAAAAAGUAUUGUAAGAUAAUUUAUUUUUACAAUACAGGCAAUGAAAAAUAAAUAUAAGAAUUUUCAAGCAUUAAAUUAAAUUGAUUUUGUUAUCUUUUACUACGAUACAUUUGCCUACUUGAGGUUUCUAAACAAUCGAAGUAAACGAGAAAACAGAAAAUAAUCCCACAUUUUGGAAAUUUUCUAUACAGUCAUUUUAAACAUGACAAACUAAGAUUUCAGUGACGGUGAAAUAACAUUUAAAUUUCUUUAAUGCAGACAUUAACAGAAAGCUCAAAUUUAUUUUAGACAAAUUAUAAAGUAGAAGUUUGAAAGUCGACGCUUUCUAAAAGUUCUACUCUGUUAGUUACUCUAACAAGCUGGGAAGGAUUUUAGUAUUUUUUAAAACGUUUUAUGAAAAAAAAUCUGUACAGCGGACAAAUUUAACACAUUAACACACGAAACAAGAAUAUCAAAAACGCCAGGAACACUGAUAUUUUUGUUAAGAGAAAAACCAACAUAAGUUGGACAUGAGUUAUUGUAACUCAAACGUAAAAGAAAUCGAGUUGCCAUGUCUCUUUCACGUAGAUUUUAUUUUUUUGCGCAAUUAGGACAGAGAUCGAUUGAUCGGAAGCUCGUCUGGGAAAAUCACCGGAAAAAAAUUUACCGGUAUUUCAUCCGUAACACAUAGAAGAGAAUAUUCUUUCGGGACCAUGCAAUUCCACCCAAAAUUCCAGAUAAACUAGUUUUCCGUAAAUUUUCUUGUACUGAUUUGCGCCUCAUGCAGUAUACUAAUGAACAGAAUACCAUUAAGCCCGAAAUCUUACAGCUUCUCACGUAAAAUAUACUCAUUACACGUCAAAUAUCAGAUUAUUUGCCUUACAUAUGUAUAACAACAUUUACUUAUUUAUGUUAAAUAAUCAUGUACUUGUUAUGCCAAUGUUAAUAACAAUCUCUUUUAAGUAUUUUUAUAAAUUUCCUACAAAUAUAAUAAUCGUUUAUAUAAAGCAGUUCUGUUACUUUUUACCAUGUGUGUGAAGAGAAACUGAGAAACGAAAAGUAUUACAAUAUUAUAUACAUAGACAAACAACUGAAAGAGCACAUCGAACAAAGAUACAAAUUUAAUGAUUCUUGAAUAGGUAGAUACUGAUAAGAGGUAUUAUAAUUGCUCAUUUAAAUUAAUGCAUUGAAUAAAAUAUUACUUAAAAUAUUAUUUAUUAAAAUAUUACUUAAAUAAAAUUUUACAUAAAAUUUUACUUUUUUAAAUAAUUUUUUACUGCUAUUCAGUCGUCUUUGAGAGAAAGCCUUAUCAUAGAAACUUUUGCAGUUAUAGUACCUUUCAAUGGUAGCGUCAAUACACGUGUCUGGCAUAUACUUUAUGCGUUCUUUUUGCGCACAUAAAAAUCCGUACACGUGUCGUUCCUUGGAAAGUGUAACAGAAUGGUAAGAUAAUAUACAGACGUCUUUCACAUUAUUUGUAAAAUCAUAAAUAAACUAAACUCAUAAAUACGUAGUCAUAAAGUGAUAUAUAUAAAUUAAUUUGAUUGUUAAAUUUCGUUACAAAUCUUUUUGUAUUAAAUGUUUAUAUUAAACGUAUCUUUUUAUAUAUAAAUCAUACAAUAUGAUUUAUACAUUAUACAUAUCAUGAAGCUGCUAAUCAAUUUUCUUAUCUCUUGUGAUAUUUGAAAAUAAUUUCUAAUUUGAUAAUUAUGAGUUACUAAUAUAUGUUACAUAACUUUUUAUUAGAAUACUGCAGAGUUCUAUUGAAAGAGAUUCCAAAGUCAAAGUGGGUAAAUCGAUUCCAUAUUGUGACAUCGUCGUUGUCAAGAAAAUGACUUUAAAAGUCACUAAAUAUCGCAAAGACAUACAUACGCGCCCCACAACGUAAUGUAUAUUAAUAUUCUGUAUAUUAUUCAAUGAUUAUAUAUCGAAUAAUUUAUAAUGGGGAUAUGUAAAUAUAAACAAAUAUUCUAUAAAUCUCUAUAUCUUUUUUAUAAAAAUAUAUUGGCCGUGCUCCUGCUCCAUAUUUGUUAUAGAGCGUAUGCGUUUUAAAAAUAAGAGUAGAAUUUAAGAUAAUAUAAUGAAAAAUCCAUACAAAGUACAACGUAUACAAUAUAUGUAUACAUGAUACAUAUGGUUAACAUGUUCUGCAUUCCUGUAUAUAACAAACUGUAUAUGUUUUGAGGAAAAACUACGUAUUAAACAUACAUGUAUAUAUGUAUGUAUCUGUAUGUGUGUUGCGUGUAUAUGUAACUUUAAAAAAUACCGCUAAAGUUGCUUAGUGGAAUCUCAUUAAAGCUGCGUAUUUUGUUAUUACAUGCGAUUAUGUCAAUACAUAUAAUUAUAUCCGUUUAAUCAUAUUGUUUUUUUCUGAUACUUAUUAAAAAGUUGAAGCGCUGUAAAUAAUAAUAAUAAUUUCUGUAUGGCAAA